UUUGGUCUGGCGGUGUGACGUCAUGAGUAUGCGCUCCCGCGAAUGUGAGUCUGGUGAAGAGAGGUUUGAUGCGUUUAGACUGCCGCUAAUUCUAUAAGAAGAAGAAAGCGCUUUGGUUUUAAGAAAAGCACAUUACAAAUCAAAUUAAUUAUCAUCAUUAACCAGAACAACUAAAACAAACGUGUGUACAAACCAACUGCAAGUGUUUCAUGAAAGAUGGCGUUUAUUAAAGAGGAGAGUGAAGACAUGAAGAUUGUAGAAAUAUUCAGUCUCAAUCAUGAAGAAGAUACUGUGGAACAAACAAAGAUGGCGUUUAUUAAAGAGGAGAGUGAAGACAUAAAGAUUGGAGAAACAUUCAGUCUGAAGCACGAAGAUAUAGAGGAACAAACAGACUUAAAGGUGCUGAAAGAGGAGAGGGAAGGACUGAACGAAACAGAAGAGAAAGAUCAGUAUGAGAAUCUUUGUGAUUCAAUAACUGGAGAAAAAUCUUUGUGUUCCUUAAAGUUUGAAAAGACUUCCACACAAAGAACAGAUCAAAAGACAGGAAAUCAGAGUUAUUACACUUGCCUUCAAUGUGGAAAGAGUUUUAGUCAAAAAGGAACCCUUAAAAGCCACAUGAGAGUUCACACUGGAGAGAAGCCUUUCACAUGCUAUCUGUGUGGAAAGAGUUUCAGUCACUCUAUAAACCUUAAAUGCCACAUGAAAAUUCACACUGGAGAGAAGCCUAAUAGAUCCCCUCCGUGUGGAAAGAGUUUGAAUCAAAGUGGAGAAAACAAGAUCAUUCACACUACAGAAAGCCAUUUUCCCUGCCAACAGUGUGGGAAGAGUUUCGCUUCUAAACAAAGCCUUGAAUGCCACAAGAGAACUCACACUGGAGAGAAGCCUUUCACAUGCAAACAGUGUGGAAAGAGUUUCAGUUAUAAAGCAAACCUUAAAACCCACAUGAGAAUUCACACUGGAGAGAAACCCUUCACAUGCAAACAAUGUCGAAUAAGUUUCACUCAUAAAGUAAGCCUUAAAAGCCACAUGAGAGUUCACACCGGAGUGAAACCUUACACAUGCAAACAGUGUGGAAAGAGUUUCAGUUAUAAAGGAACCCUUAAAACCCACAUGAGAGUUCACACUGGAGGGAAGCCUAAUAGAUCCCCUCAGUGUGAAAAGAAUUCGAAUCAAAGUGGAGAAAACAAGAUCAUUCACACUACAGGAAGCCGUUUUCCCUGCCAACAGUGUGGGAAGAGUUUCGCUUCUAAACAAAGCCUUGAAUGCCACAAGAGAACUCACACUGGAGAGAAGCCUAAUAGAUCCCCUCAGUGUGUAAAGAGUUUGAAUCAAAGUGGAGAAAACAAGAGAAUUUUAACUUGCCAAUCGUGUGGAAAGUGUUUCACACAUAAAGGAAAAUUUGAAAGGCACAUGAGAGUUCACACUGGAGAAAAGCCUUACACGUGUAAACAGUGUGGAAAGAGUUUCAGUCUAAAUGGAACCCUUAAAAGGCACAUGAAUGUUCACUAUAAAGAGAAGCCUAACAGAUCCCCUCAGUGUGAAAAGAGUUCGAAUCAAAGUGGAGAAAACAAGAUCAUUCACACUACAGAAAGCCGUUUUCCCUGCCAACAGUGUGGGAAGAGUUUCGCUUCUAAACAAAGGCUUGAAUGCCACAAGAGAACUCACACUGGAGAGAAGCCUUUCACAUGCAAACAGUGUGAAAAGAGUUUCAGUCGUAAAGAAACCCUUAAAAGCCACAUGAGAACUCACACUGGAGAGAAGCCUUUCACAUGCAAACAGUGUGAAAAGAGUUUCAGUUAUAAAGCAAACCUUAAAAACCACAUGAGAAUUCACACUGGAGAGAAACCCUUCCCAUGCAAACAAUGUGGAAAAAGUUUCAAUUAUAAUGUAAGCCUUAAAACUCACAUGAUAACUCACACCGGAGAGAAACCUUACACAUGCAAACAGUGUGGAAAGAGUUUCAGUCGUAAAGGAACCCUUAAAAGCCACAUGAGAGUUCACACUGGAGAGAAGCCUUUCACAUGCAAACAGUGUGGAAAGAGUUUCAGUCAUAAAGGAAACCUUAAAACCCACAUGAGAGUUGACACUGGAGGGAAACCUUUCACAUGCAAACAGUUUGGAAAGAGUUUCAGUCAACAUAGAAAUCUUAAGAGGCACAUGAAAGUUAACAAUAAAGAGAAGCCUAACAGAUCCCUUCAGUGUGAAAAGAGUUUCAAUGAAAAGUUAUAAAAUUGAUUCUGAUUGGCUGAGCCACAUUCUUAGCUGUUGUAAAUGAAUAAUAAUUUACAAUAAACAUACACCUUUUUUUUGUCUGUGUUGUUCUACAACCACAACUGCUUCUGGGUAACUACAUUGUUUGGAAAAAUAAUGUUUAUUAAUAUCAUUACAUUUCAUUAGAUUUAUUUUGUGAAACCUUGCUCCGUAUAUGGAGCAAGGUUUUAUAAAAAGCAAUAAACCCCACGAAGCUAUGGUGUACAGUGAAUUUAUGACCACUAAGUGGGUUUUAGGCACUCCACUGUGCAUCAUGCUCAACACCCCUAAGCUGUUAUAAAUUCACUGCAAACCACGUGUUCUUGCGGCUUAUUGCUUUACUAAACCUUGACGUCCACAGGCAAAUUCACACUUUGGAGAGCCUUUUUACCUGCCAACAGUGUGGAAAGAGUUUCACUCAUAAAGGAUAACUAAACCGGCACAGGAGAAAAGCCUUACACAUGUCCUCAGUGUGGAAAGAGUUUCAGUCAAAAAUGAUACCUUGAAUUUCAUAUGAGAAGUCAUGUUGCAGAGAAGUUUUAACAAAAAAGGUAACCUUAGGUACCACAUGAAGAUCUACUCCAGACUGACCUGUUUAAAUGUCAUCAGUGUGGAAUGAGUUUUACAGACAAGAUAAACCUAGCAAUCAGGCAGGGAUACUGGAUAGAAGCUUAAGUGCCAUUACUGAUACUCAUAUCAUCAGGUCAUCAUCUGUUUUAUUACUGUUUUUGUAUAUUCUCUUUUGUAUUAUAUUCUGUUUUAUACAUGCAUUAUUAUAGAAUUUGUAGUUAAUUUAACUUCACCUAUAUACCAUGUUUGGUAUUAGGGCUGCACGAUAUUGGAAAAAGAUGACAUUGCGAUAUUUUAUUUUUCUGCGAUAUAUAUUGCGAUAUCCACACUUACAUUCUCAUUUUAAAUGAUUUAAA
Messenger RNA from Carassius auratus (goldfish), 3176 nucleotides. Its product is annotated as gastrula zinc finger protein XlCGF57.1-like. The transcript has 4 exons. Gene Ontology annotation, molecular function: DNA-binding transcription activator activity, RNA polymerase II-specific; RNA polymerase II cis-regulatory region sequence-specific DNA binding. NCBI's taxonomy places the organism in Eukaryota, Metazoa, Chordata, Actinopteri, Cypriniformes, Cyprinidae. Gene Ontology annotation, biological process: regulation of transcription by RNA polymerase II. Gene Ontology annotation, cellular component: nucleus. The record is from RefSeq and is a predicted model, not a curated record. Bases 217 to 2229 code for a protein of 670 amino acids.